GAGUGCGGAAUGCGGAAGAGCACUUUUACAGCCCACCACAGCCAUAAAGUCAGAAUUAGCUAUAUUGUAAAAAAUCGUGAAAACAAAAAUGUUAUUUUUGGUAUUCAUUUAAGGUCUGACAUAAGGGUAUCAAGUGUGGUUAUCGUUAGGGUUAGGUUUAAAAUCAGUUUUUAAGAAGAGAAAUUGUAGAAAUAGGUGGGGUUAAUGACUGGCUGUGGUAACUAGUGACUACCCCCCCCCCACACACACACAGGGCGUGUCUGUCUUUGUAAAUUACAUAUUUCAGAUGGUUAGCUGAAACUUGUCUGUAAACCACCCACUGAAGUCACCUGGCUGUAGAGAGAAAGAGAACUACCUGACAUUGACAAAUAACCAUUGAUUGCUCUGCCAGCCUGCCUUUCCCACCUGUUACAAUGGCAUCAGUGUCUGUGGCCAACACCAAUUUCUCUCUGGAGCUGUUCAAGAAGAUCACAGAGCACAACAAAACAGGCAAUGUCUUCUACUCCCCUCUCAGCAUCUGCUCUGCCCUGGCCAUGGUGUCCCUGGGAGCCAGAGGUAACACUGCUACCCAGAUGUCAGAGGUCCUCUGCUUUGUCAAAGCAGACAAAUCUAAAAAGGCUGACCCAGGACUACUCCAGCAAGUACAAAAGCCCCAGCUUCCGCUGGCUCUGAAGUCCCUGCACCUCCACAAAGCUACGGAUAACGUCCAUGUCGGCUUCAACAAACUCAUGAGUGAACUGAACAAGAAGGGAGCCCCGUACGCACUGAGCCUGGCCAAUCGCCUGUACGGCGAGCAGUCUUACCAGUUUGUUCAGACUUUCCUCGGCGACACCAAGAAGCACUACAAUGCCGAGCUGGAGGCUGUGGACUUCAAGUCCAAUGCGGAGACUGCCAGACAGAACAUUAACGCCUGGGUGGAGAAGCAGACCGCAGAGAAAAUCAAGAACCUAUUGGCGGAGGGGGUUGUCGACCAACUGACCAGACUAGUGUUGGUGAACGCCAUCUACUUCAAGGGCAACUGGGAGAAGAAGUUCAAAGAGAGCAGCACCAGCGAUGCCCUGUUCAAAUUGAACAAGAAUGAGAGUAAGCCAGUGAAAAUGAUGCAUCAAAAGGCCAAGUUCCCCCUGACCUUCAUCCCAGAGGCCAACUGCCAGAUUCUGGAGCUACCCUACGUAGGGAAUGAACUGAGCAUGCUCAUCAUGCUACCUAAUGAGAUUGAGGAUGACACCAAUGGUCUGAAGAAGCUAGAGAAGGAGCUGACUUACAAGAACCUUGUGGAGUGGACCAGGCCUGACAUGAUGGACACGGUGGAGGUUCAGGUGGGCCUGCCCAAGUUCAAGCUGGAGGAGAGCCUGGACCUGAAGGACUUGCUUGUCAGCAUGGGCAUGACGGACGCCUUCGACCACUCCAAAAGCGACUUCUCGGGCAUGUCGCCCGUCAACGACCUGGUGCUGUCCAAGGUGAUUCACAAGGCCUUCGUGGAGGUCAACGAGGAGGGAACGGAGGCAGCGGGCGCCACGGCCGCCAUCAUGAUGAUGCGCUGUGCCAUGAGGACGCCCACAUUUGUCGCCGACCACCCCUUCCUCUUCUUCAUCCGCCACAACCCCACCCAGAGCGUUCUGUUCUACGGUCGCUACUGCUCCCCUUAGGGGCUAUAUAGGAAAUGGAACAUGCCAUGUGGAGGGAGGAAGGGCUUUUUAAUAGUAUAUACUGCAGCAGCUACAUCAAUAUCCCAUCUGUGUGCUUGAUUAUAUGCUUUGAUGUCAAUGCCUUACCAAAGAAUUGAAGAGUCAAGUGUAUUUGUGAUGAAAUUAGGUUUGAGGAAUUUAAUGAAUUUCUUACUGGCCUGAUGUUACGAACAACACAUUUUGCCUUAUCAUGAUGUUUCUCUACUUUCCACCUACUUCAACACACUGAAGUGCAAUUAUCCUCAAACAUUUUUAUUUUGUGUUCUGAUAAUGAACUCUCCUAGUCUUCUGAUGUGCUCACGACUCUUUUUAACCUACUGUUCAUGUGGUAAGCUAUACUGGUGUUUUCUUUUCAAAUUAAGCAACUAUAUGAAAGUUUACAGGAAAUAAAGAUAUGAUAAGUGUG
Molecule: messenger RNA, 2094 nt
Organism: Salvelinus fontinalis (brook trout)
Lineage: Eukaryota; Metazoa; Chordata; Actinopteri; Salmoniformes; Salmonidae
Product: leukocyte elastase inhibitor-like
Exons: 8
Coding region: 414-1649 (411 amino acids)
Biological process (GO): negative regulation of endopeptidase activity
Molecular function (GO): serine-type endopeptidase inhibitor activity
Source: RefSeq, a predicted model, not a curated record